AUGUCGGCUGGCGCUGCUGAAAGGGCGUUGUCGUUGCCACCAAUUGGCAACCCUUUCUGGUCUGAGAGGGCCCUGGAGGAGCAUGCGCUGCAGCUGAUGAGGCCACCUGACCUACCAGGUGAUGGACGUGUACGAGAAGGUCCAAGGACUGUGGCGGUGAGGUCACGGAGUCCAAUGGGAGACAUGAGUAGGCGUCCAAAGCCUAGAAGAAAUAGGAGCGGUAGCAGUGAGGGUGAACCAAAAAAUAGCACAAAGAGAGGUAAAGGCGUUGGAGGAGAUGUAGGGCGUAGAGAAGAUGAGGUGUCGCUAGAAAGACUGUUGGAAAGGGAAAUGGUGGACACUCUGAAAGAUGAGAAUGAAAAGCUUCGAGAUGAACAAGAGAGGCUUAGAGAAGAACUGAGGAGGUUGCGCAGGUCUGGGACGAGUGUGGACUCCUGGUCUGAAGUGACGCCGCAGCCACCCUCAGAUCCACCACCCAAAACGCCUGAAAGGACACCACCAAUGAUGACCCCUAUGUCACCUUCAAAAAUGUAUACCCCAAAUGGGACUGAAGUGCCAGCGGGACCACCCCCUGGUUGUGAAAGUUGUGAACCAGCUUGGAUAGGUCAAAUUCCUUGGUGGCCGGAAUCACUUGGUGCGUUUGAGGCCAAGGAUUUGAUGGGACGUCAUGAGGGGCAGGUGAAGCCUGUCUCCGAACGUCCAGGUCAAGAUCUAGGUGAUGGAGAAUGUCUUGACGAUCGGGCUUUGCAUGGCAUGCGAGAUGGACUCCAACGAGGGCAUCGGGCUUUUGUGCACGGUGAACACCCUGAAGGGCAUCGGGCUUUGAUGCACGGGGGACAUCGAGAAGGGCAUCGGGCUGUGCAUUUCCAUCGAGAUGGUCAAGGGCUUCGUCAAGGAGAUCUUCAACGUGCUGGACAUCAAGAAGGGCAUCGGGCUUUGAUGCAUGGUGUUCAACAAGAAGUACAUCGGGCUGCACGGGUUGAUAGCAUGUCCGAGGUGGAUCGUCUUCUUCGACAAGGGCAUCUUCGAGGAGGAGAGCGUCGUGAUGAGCUGGGGUGGGAAUUGACUCCGGACGAGAUGGCAUGGCUUCAAAGUGAAGGAGCUCUGUCUGGCGCUCAACAAGGUAGAGGCUGCAUAGAUGUUGAAGAAGAAAAAAGGUUUCAAGAAAUGUUGGAGGUAAUUCCAAGGAAAGUUUGGCCUAAGGAGUAUUGGGGAAAGCCGUUUGUUCAACAGUAUAGGGACAUGGAAUCGGCACGUCUUGGAAUGAAAAGGGUAGGCGGUAAGGCUGAGACCCCCAAGGCUGAGACCCCCAAAGAGGCUGAGACCCCCAAGGAGGCUGAGACCCCCUUCAAGGAGGCUGAGACCCCCUUCAAGGAGGCUGAGACCCCCAAGGAGGCUGAGACCACCAAGGCUGAGACCCGCGAGGAGGCUGUGAGACCCCCAAAGGAUGGCGAGUCUUGGAGUGCAGGUUCAAAGAUGUGGCAAUCGCCAAUGCCAGUGAUGGACUUCCAAGAGGAGAUGAGGUCCAUUCCAAUCACUCUGCCGGUUUUGGCAGAUCCAGGAACAAAGAAUGCUGCGCUGUUGGCCGGUGAUUGGCUUACGCAGCUGGAGCGGCUGAUCGGAGAUGUAUCAGCGAGAGCUGGAAUUUGGUGGAAACAGGUGGUGGAGCUCACGAUGAAGCGCUACAGAGAAUGGCUUCAGGCACCACCUUUGCAGCGUCUCUACAUCAAGGCGCCUGCGGAUGAGGAGCUCCCCAAAGGUUUUGACCGACUUCGGCAACGGGUGUCCUCGAUGAUGUUGCAGGCCAUCCCCACUGCCAUCAAGGAUGAGGUCAUUUCCACCAGACAGCUCUCACCACAAGGAAUCUUGUUUCGGAUUCUUCGAGUUUACCAGCCAGGUGGACUCAAUGAAAGGUCAGAGACUUUGAAGUCCUUGACAGCAACGACCUCAGCCACAACUGCGAAGGAUGCUGUAGAGUCGUUGAGGUUAUGGAAAAGGCACCACAACAGGGCUAGCGAGUUGGGAGCGUCUCUCCCAGAUUCAACUCUGAUGAUCAAGGCGCUGGACAGAACGAUGGAGCUGUUGCUCAACAAGUCCCAGCAAGCCAGCUUCAGGGUCAGUACGUUCAGGCUUCAGUAUGAGGUCGAUGUGAAUCCCAAUGACGUUGUGGUGAACAAGCUGUACGAGGUCUUGCUUGCGGAGGCCGAGCUCAUGGUCACGGCCAACUCUGAGGAGAAUCCAGCUGUCAAGCAAAUGCAGGUGCUGGCUGUGCAGUUCUACAACACAUGCCAAGAAGAACUGUCCGACAAAAGAUGGCCACACCAGGAUAAAAAAGAGAAAGAUGAGAAGGCUGAUCCAAACAUUGCCUCGAUGAACGUUGAUGAUGAUAAGAGGAGUGAGGCAAGUGUGAGGACAGCGAGCACAGGUGAUAGCAGCUUGAUGAACGAGGUGACCAAUUUGCUGAAGUGUAUGAGGAUUUCGAAUGAUGGAGAUCCAACAGUCAAGGCAAUGGUCAAGCAGGUCGUCUACUCUGAGGAGAAGAAUCACCGAGUGCUCAUAGACGGGGGAGCAACACACUGUCUGAGAAGGGCAUCAAUGCAUGAGUGGAACCAGAGUUGUGAUGUGACGGUCCACUUAGCAACAGGAACUGUCAAGCUCAGGCAACACCCCGAGAAGAAAACCAUCUUCACCAAGGACCACUGCCAGCCUAUUGUGCCGAUGGCGCUUCUGGUUCAAGCUGGAGCUCAAGUUGCAUGGGACAAAGAUGGAUGUAAAAUACAACACCCCGUGCAUGGCAGGCUGGAGGUCAAGAUGGAUCAAGGAUGCCCAACUUUGGAACACGAUGUGGGCAUGAAGAUCAUGUUGGAAGUGGAACAAAUGAUGAUGCGUGGUGACUUUGCAGUAAGGAUGCUUGGAGGAAUGGAGAAGUCUGAGAAGGAUGAAGAGAUGCUCAAAAAGCUUCAGGAGGUGAAGAAGGAGUUUCCCCUCGUCCCGGACGCCAUCCUCAACCGCAUCCCAGGACGAUCAAGCUAUGAUCCCACGCAGCUUCCACUCAAUAGAAAGAUGAGGAGAAGAGUUCAGAAUGCAGAGAAGGUCAUCAUCCACCUCUACUCUGGUCCAGAUCCCAAAGAGUGGCUGAAACUUCGAGAUGAGAAGACCUAUGUCAUCUGCAUUGACAAGCUCUACCACAAUGGAGACAUGCUCAACGAUCACCUGAUGGGCACUUGGAGGAGGCCUUUGAGGAGCCGAGAAGGUGAUGAGAGGUUUGGUCUCAAAGGGCUCAACCACUAUGAAAAGAAGCUGGUGGAGGACGACACGGUUCUCAUGCUACGAGCUCAAUGGUUGGCCCGGAAAGGUAACAAAGCCAGUAAUGGCAUCAUGGAGUCCAUGCUGGAGCAGCCCAGGGAUCCGAGUGAGUACAGGGAGGGGAGCUAUCCUACGUUUUUGACAUGGCCAGAGACCAAGGGAACAGCUGACCAACUGGGAUGGCAAAAGGUGAUCCUAGAUCAGGGAGCAGUUGGACACCCAACACGAAAGCCAACGACCCUCCUCUCGGACAUUCCCGAGGUGGCUCAACUACAUAGUUUGAAAGAUGAUCGACCUCCACAACAUGACAGGCAAAAACUUUCUCUGGAGCAACGACUCGAACAGUCGAAAAGCUGGGCAGCGUGGGCAGAAGGUCUGAAGUAUGUCCUCAAAGUGGCCGCUAAGAGGAUCAAAAACACGCCCACUGCCGCCAUGAAAGUUGUCAACUUGCCCAAGAAGGAGGUGGAGUCAUGGAGGAGACACUUUGCUGCUGGGCAUGUGCCGUACCGCCGUGACUGUGGUGUAUGUGUUGAAGCUGCUGGUCGAGGAAGGUGCAGAAAGAGAAUACAACACCCAGAGGCGUUUUGCCUUUCUGUCGACACAGCAGGACCUUUCUGUGCUGGUGUUGAUCAGUCAAGAAAGAAGGCCAAGUACAUGCUCAUCGGCACCAUCACUAUUCCUACGAAAAAGGGGAGACCUAUGGUAGAAGGGUUGGACAGGCUCAUAGCAAGAGACCCUGGAAAAGAUCAGCACUUGGAUUCGAUGGAAGAGGCUCUCAUGUCACUCUACGACCAGUACAAGGAGAUGGAGAAUCCCGAAGAAGACCCUUUGAAGAUCGAGGAUAAGAAAGACUCAAAGGAGAAAGGGGAGGAUCCAGUUGAGGUGGAGGCGCAAGAAGUUGAGGAGUGCGUCUCAAAAGAAGUGGAAAGAGCCGUGAUAGAGGAGAUCAAGGACUGGUCAAUGGAAAGUCUCACAGUGGCGAUCCCUCUGGCAAGCAGAAACAAGAAGGAAGUCGUAGAAGGUUUGACAUGGAUCUACUCAAAGUUGAAAUCGAUCCACAUACCUGUCCAAAGGUUGCAUGCUGACAGGGCUCGUGAGUUUGUGAGCCAAGAUGUCAAAAGAUGGGCACAGGCCAGAAACCUUCACCAGACCUUUACUGAGGGAGAUUCAGGAGAGGCGAACGGCCGAGCAGAACGAGAAGUGGGUAUCGUCAAAGCCCUCACUCGGGCACAGCUGCUGGCAACUGGUGAGGACAAAUCACUAUGGCCCCUUGCACUUCGACAUGGUGCAGAACGUCGUUUUCGGCAACAGCUACUUCGACUUGGAGUGCCAACGCCAGCUCCCAUCCCCUUUGGCACUAUGGGCCUGGCAAAAAGGAAGAGGUGGGAGAGAGGAGAAAAAGGAGAAGCAGGACUACUGGCUCCUAUGAGAAGAGGGAAGAUCAUGGGUCCGGCUUCAUCAAUGUCUUUGACCUCCAAGGGAUACUAUGUGAGAUUGGAGGACACUGGCAACUACAUCUACUCCACAGCUGUCGUUGUGCCCAAGCCCAAGUCGGCCGACGCUUUCGAACAAGUUCGAGCCGAAGUACAAGAUCAACAACAAGGUGCGUGUCCCGAAUUGGACGCCAUAGAGGCAGAACUGUUCCCACCACAGCUUCCACAACAAGCCUUGAAGGCCUCUCCACAAUAUCAACCUGAUGCUGCGCAAGUUCAACAACAUCUCGAUGCACUUCACCAUGAAGAUGAUGGGUAUUCUCCUACAGAAAUGGCGGAGUCAGAGGAUGACCCCUUCAAAGAGCAGUUCCUGGCAGAGUUCGGUGAGGUGUAUGAGAGGCUUUACCCAGAGAAUGAGGUAGUACAAGAGGAGGAGGUGAUGAAAAAGGUCUUGAAUGCCAAGGAUGUGGCCUUCUUCGGUACCAUCACUGUCCACCACAAGCUCAACAACAAGGUUGAGGAGAGUGAGGAUGAGGAAGCAGAGUGGGGGGAGAUGAAAGUCCAACAGCAUUGGGCUAUGAGCAAGCUGAUCGGAGAAGAGAUGGCCCUCAUAGAUGGCAUCGAUGCAGAUCAGCAGAUAUGGAUGAAGACCCUGACCAAGGUGCAUGAGGAGCGGGUGAAGUUGGAGGAAGAGAUCUUGGAGAAGAAGCAAGAGGAGGUCCUUCAAGGCUACACCGUCUCCAACCAGGAGGUCAGGAACAACUGGGAGGAUUGGAAAGCCCCCAUCGACAAGGAGUUAUCUACCUUGCUGGAGAAUGGUGCAAUCUCUCCGAUCACCAAGCAGCAGCGUGAUGAACUAGUUCAACAACAUGGCACCAGGAUGGAGUGCAUCCCUUCAAAGAUCGUUGCUGUGGUGAAGGCAGGUGGAAAGAAAAAAGCGAGGUUGGUGGCCUGUGGAAACUAUGCCACAACAGAUCACAUCACGGCUGAGGAGAAGACGGCCUCUGGAACUGACAUCGUGGCCCUGAGGAUGAUGCUGAGAGUAGCAGCCCAUCGAGGUUGGGAAGUCGGGUCGCUAGACGUCAAAGGAGCCUUUCUUCCCGCCCCACGCAGAAAGAGAGAUGUCACAGUUUUGAAGCCACCAGCUGUGCUACUCCAAAAAGGUGUUGUCAGUCAAGACACACUAUGGUCUGUGAACAAGGCUGUCUACGGUCUGGUAGAAAGCCCAGCUGACUGGAGCGACUAUAGAGACAAGGAGAUUGCGGUGAUGCAAUGGAAACUCCAUGACAAGAUCUACGAGCUCCAGAUGAGUGAGGAGACCAACAUGUGGCUCAUCAAAGAAGUUGGAGGUUUUGACAUCCACCAGUCUUCCUACGUGAUGGACCUCUUGGCCAGGUAUGAAGUCGCCAAGACAGCCGAUGUUCCCAUGGGAAAGGUCGAAGACUUGGAUGAGGAUGAAGAGGAGAAGAAGGUAGACUUGGCUCAGUUGAGACAAGCUCAGCAACUGGCUGGAGAACUCAUAUGGGUGUCAACUCGAACAAGGGUCGACAUUGGCUUUGCGGUUGGUGCAAUGAGUCGAAGGUUGCAUCGUGACCCGACUGGAGCUCUGAGGAUUGGAGAACAGAUCCUGAGCUACUUGAGAAAGUUUCCAGGUCUUGGAAUACAAUCUUCUCCUUGUGAGCCAACAGAGAUGGAUGAGAACCAGGUGCCAAGGAUGAUGGAUACGAUCGAGGUGUUCGCCGACGUGUCUUAUGCUCCUGGAGGUGAAGCGUACAGAUCCAUCCAAGGAGUGCUCACAACAAUGGGUGGUCAAAUCAUCCAGUGGCACACAGGCAGACAGAGCCUGAUUGCAACUUCUACAGCCGAAGGAGAACUUUUGGCCUACCAAGAAGGUCAAAUCAUGGGCGCGAGUGUGGAGUCUUUGGCACAAGCUAUGGCCCUGGACCCCGACGUGUUGAUGUAUGGCGACAACAAGGCCGCCAUUUCCCUAGCUGUGUUGCAAACUGGAAGCUGGAGAACACGUCACCUGAGGGUGAGAGCCAGCAAACUCAGAGAAGUUCUGAAGAAGGGGAAUGGAAAAGGAAGAGCCUGGCAAAUCAGGCAUAUGGCUGGUACUCUGUUGGUUGCUGAUGGUUUGACAAAAGCCCUGCAGAAGCAAGCCUUUGAGGACUUCCUCAAGAAGCUCAAGAUGUCAGUGGCCGAACGUCUCAUGCUCAACAAGGUGAAAAGCGAGGACGUGCCCAAGGACACCCCUGACAAGCUCCAGUGCAACCACCAAACAGGGAUCUACUACAAAAGGAUGAUGGCAAUUGCCUUGGCAGCCUUUGCAUUUCUGCUCACUGGAGAAUUCCAAGUUGCGGCGGUCGUGCUACUUGCGCUGAAGUGUUGCCAAAAGAUCUAUGCCGAGCUAUGCAGACGAUCAAAAGCUCAGCUACCAGAGGAGGUGUCAACUUCAAAGAAGAAAGAAAUGAAGAAGGUGACAGAGGAGAUAGAGAUGAGGCUGAAGGCUUUUCAGGUGAGAUCUGAGGCUGCUGAGGAGCUGCCCCCCAAUGUGAGAGUUUUCACAAAUGAAAAGCCUAGAGGAGAUGAUCGCUGGUACCCAAUCCAGCCUGGAGGAUGGUUGAUCCGAAAGCAUGGAAAGCACCGCCAAAGAUGCUUUCACCCAUUGCACCGUUCGUGCCCUGUGGACUCCAUCCGAUUCGAACCAGUCAGGUUCACUGUGAUCUUUUAUGAAGAAGGAGGAAGAUCAAAGAAAAAGGUGGUCAAAGAUGAUUGGACAGGAACUCCUACGGUGAUGAACUAUGGGGAAUGGAAGGGCUACACGGUCUUCAAACUCAAAGAUCAACCUGAAGUUGCCCCCACACAGCUGGAUCCUGAGGAGCCUGCCCGGUCACAUGAAGCAUCUUGUGCUAGCGAUCACAUAGCUUGCGGCAGAGAAGAGGAGUCUGUGACCAGCGGCAGUGUGAUCAGCGGCGUGCGGGAUCAAGCCUCUGCACUAUCUACUGCGUUCCCUGGAACAGGUGGCUAUGGAGCUCGAGAUCCAAACCAACCACGUGCAAAAGCUAGAGGUCAAGCAGGCAUUUCUCUUCGACCUCAACCUCAAGCAGUACAACAGCCUGGCGAACUGGAAGAAGUCAUGAGGGGACUUCAACUCCUUGGUCGUCAAUACCCAGGCUCUGGUGGAGAACAGCAUUCUCCUGAAGUUCUGCGUUUUGGACAAGUUCAACGUUCCGCGCAACUUCAAGGUGCUGCUCCGCUUCCAGGUGAUGUUCAACUUCGAGGUCUUGGUCAAGAUCUAUGUUCUGGUCAAGUUCAAGGUGCAGAACGAGCUCUUCAAGCUGCGACUCUGGCAGAGGAUCCGAUCUCUGACUUUGACGACAGUUUUGAGCUCAUCACGGACGAUGCUCCGCAACCACGUCCAGCACUGCGAGCGUUUAAGUUUUGUGGAGGUGGAGACAGUAACUCACCACCACCAACGGCUCGAGGAAGUCGAGACCCAGAGCCUUCCUUGGAGCUACAGCGAAUAUCCAAUGAUGAUGAGCUGAUGGAUGCUACAACAAGCAGCUCAAGUUCAAGUUCAGAAGAACUUCUGCCGGAUUACAUCGAUCCACCAGAAGGCCAACGUGGCAUCUGGGAUGACUACAAUCCAUGGAAUGGCAGACCACUACGACAUGAUCCAUGGGCUGAAGGAGUAACUUCGUACCCACCUCAGAGGUCGGUAGCUGGAGUACAAGUUGGCCCUACAGGAAUGUCAGACACUGGCGUGCAAGUGGGUUCUCCGAGGAUAGCUAUGUCAGUUGCGUCUUCCUCGGAUGCUCCUCCUACUGCGCCUGCCACAAUGUCAACAGCUUGA
Cladocopium goreaui is the source of this 8592-nucleotide messenger RNA. Lineage: Eukaryota; Dinophyceae; Suessiales; Symbiodiniaceae. The record is from the annotation of a GenBank genome assembly.